GAGUUCAGUACGCGAUUGGAUCGACUGCGGUGUGGAUCGACGUCGGAUUCGCGAGUGACGAUUUUCCCGUUUUUGCGUGGAGGAGAAAAUUUUUAAUGUGCAAUUGUGCGAUUUCUGCGGCCGUAAUUGGGCUUGAAAUAUUUAUUGUGUCGUGUCGUUUUCCCACCUUACCCUGUCUAUAGGCGUUUGUAUGCGUUUUGCGAAGUGAUUGCGUGUGCAGUUGGGGAGGAGGAUAACUUCCAGAAGCGUUCGAAUGCAUGGCGGAAAAUUGGGAGCACCAGUGAUUUGAGCGCCCAGGAAAAUUGAAUGGUGGAAGCAAUUUCAAUUUCUGGAGGUUACGUAUUGCAUGUGAAGUGAAAAUAAGUGUUUGCGAUUAGACGCGAAAAAAAUACAAAUCAAUCGAAAGUUAAGGAAAAAAUAAGAAAAAAAAAUGCAAGAAGAAGCUACAAAUAUUAAGUGCUUGAUAAGUAAUACGUAGAAUCAGAAUUCGACCGGAGAGGAUUAUUGUUUGUCUCGGCGAAUCUUUACCGGCCGGGGGAAGCGCGUCUAGUGAGUGUUUGAGAGCGUAGUGUUCGCUCAUAUCUAUUACGUGUGUUUAACUCGCUGCAAGCAACAGCAACAAAAAGUUCAACCAGAGAAACAAAGCAGGAAAACAAGUGUGAGAGUAGCUGAAAUCGACGACGUUGUCGACAAUACAAACAGAUCUCGCUGUAAAGCACCACCCGAUUCAAACUGGCGGAAAUGUCGACAGAACGGGAACUGACUCCCGGUGGACCCCCACAAUUGCAUCCCCUGUCAUACUCAGAUUUGGCCACCCACAUUCAGCUGAACGGCGUCAACAUUAUGGGCAAAAAUUUCAGUGAAACACCAUGGAAUACUUCGCCGCCAAGGCCUCCCAGUCCGACUCAGUCGCAGACGAGCUUCGAUACACUCUCACUUUGUACCGAACAGAUAGGAACAUUAACAGCAGCUCCUCCAACCGGUGCCACAGUUAACCCCACGCCGGUGUCGACCACUGCCGGAGCGCAGAAUGUGGCCAGCAGUGCGCUCGGGGUUGUGCCGGCAACGCCGCCGGCGCCUCCAGAUCUCCCGGUAUUCACCUGCCCUAGGCGGCCGAACCUUGGGCGCGAGGGUCGACCGAUCGUGCUGCGUGCCAACCAUUUCCAAAUUACGAUGCCCCGGGGCUUCGUGCAUCACUAUGAUAUCAACAUCCAGCCGGACAAGUGCCCCCGGAAGGUCAACCGAGAGAUCAUCGAGACGAUGGUGCACGCGUACAGUAAGAUGUUCGGAGCGUUGAAGCCGGUAUUCGAUGGUCGCAACAAUCUGUACACGCGCGAUCCUCUGCCGAUUGGGAACGAUCGGGUGGAGCUGGAGGUGACCCUACCGGGGGAGGGUAAGGAUCGCGUGUUUCGUGUUACCAUCAAAUGGGUGGCGCAGGUUUCGCUGUUCAACCUGGAGGAAGCGUUGGAGGGACGCACCCGACAAAUCCCGUACGAUGCGAUCCUGGCGCUAGACGUUGUUAUGCGACAUUUACCCAGUAUGACAUACACGCCGGUAGGCAGAAGUUUCUUCAGUUCGCCUGAUGGCUAUUACCAUCCCCUCGGAGGAGGUCGUGAAGUUUGGUUUGGUUUCCAUCAAAGUGUCCGUCCAUCGCAGUGGAAGAUGAUGUUGAACAUCGAUGUUUCGGCAACGGCUUUCUACAAAGCCCAGCCGGUCAUCGAGUUCAUGUGCGAGGUGCUGGAUAUUAGGGAUAUCAACGAGCAGCGGAAACCCCUGACGGAUUCUCAACGUGUCAAAUUUACAAAGGAAAUCAAGGGUCUCAAAAUCGAAAUCACCCACUGCGGCACGAUGCGUCGAAAGUACCGCGUUUGCAAUGUCACUCGUCGACCAGCACAAAUGCAAUCUUUCCCUCUGCAACUGGAGAACGGACAAACCGUGGAGUGUACCGUGGCCAAAUACUUCCUCGACAAGUACAAGAUGAAACUGCGUUAUCCUCAUCUACCUUGCCUGCAGGUCGGCCAAGAGCACAAGCACACCUACCUACCGUUGGAGGUGUGCAACAUCGUAGCCGGUCAGCGGUGCAUCAAGAAGCUUACCGAUAUGCAAACUUCUACCAUGAUCAAGGCAACGGCCAGAUCGGCUCCCGAUCGUGAACGCGAAAUCAACAAUCUGGUCCGUCGGGCCGAUUUCAAUAACGACGCGUACGUGCAGGAGUUCGGGCUGGCCAUUUCGAACAGUAUGAUGGAGGUGCGGGGUCGGGUGUUGCCACCGCCGAAGCUCCAGUAUGGAGGGCGCGUUUCCAGCAUGAGCGGACAAUUACCUUCUGGUCCACAGAAUAAAGUGAGCUUAGCAUUACCAAACCAAGGGGUUUGGGACAUGCGAGGCAAACAAUUUUUCACCGGCGUCGAAAUCCGCGUUUGGGCCAUUGCGUGCUUUGCGCCGCAGCGAACCGUCCGGGAGGACGCCCUGAGGAACUUCACCCAGCAGCUGCAGAAGAUCUCCAACGAUGCCGGGAUGCCAAUCAUCGGACAGCCGUGCUUCUGCAAGUACGCCACCGGUCCGGAUCAGGUCGAGCCCAUGUUCAGAUAUCUGAAGAACACGUUCAACGCGUUGCAGCUGGUGGUGGUGGUGCUGCCCGGUAAGACACCGGUGUAUGCGGAAGUCAAGCGCGUAGGUGAUACCGUACUAGGAAUGGCCACACAGUGCGUGCAAGCCAAAAAUGUGAACAAAACAUCACCACAGACGCUGUCAAAUCUCUGUUUGAAGAUCAACGUCAAACUUGGUGGAAUUAAUUCGAUCCUUGUGCCAUCAAUCAGACCAAAGGUAUUCGAUGAACCGGUCAUCUUCUUGGGUGCGGACGUAACUCACCCACCGGCGGGAGACAAUAAGAAGCCAUCCAUUGCUGCCGUGGUUGGUUCGAUGGAUGCCCAUCCUUCGCGUUACGCAGCCACGGUGCGCGUGCAGCAGCAUCGUCAGGAAAUCAUCCAGGAGUUGAGCAGCAUGGUACGGGAGCUGUUGAUCAUGUUCUACAAAUCGACGGGUGGUUUCAAACCGCACCGGAUCAUCCUCUAUCGGGAUGGCGUGUCGGAGGGUCAAUUCCCGCAUGUACUCCAACACGAGCUGACGGCCAUCCGAGAGGCGUGUAUUAAGCUGGAAGCCGACUACAAACCGGGCAUCACGUUCAUCGUGGUGCAAAAGCGUCACCACACGAGACUGUUCUGUGCGGACAAGAAGGAACAGAGCGGUAAGUCGGGCAACAUCCCGGCGGGAACAACUGUGGAUGUUGGCAUCACCCAUCCGACCGAGUUCGAUUUCUAUCUCUGCAGUCACCAGGGAAUUCAGGGUACCAGUCGGCCGUCCCAUUAUCAUGUCCUCUGGGACGACAAUCAUUUCGAAUCGGACGAGCUCCAGUGCCUGACGUAUCAACUGUGCCACACGUAUGUUCGGUGCACCCGCUCAGUUUCGAUUCCCGCGCCGGCUUACUACGCGCAUUUGGUGGCAUUUAGAGCCAGGUAUCACCUGGUGGAAAAAGAACACGAUUCAGGCGAAGGAUCUCACCAGAGCGGUUGUUCCGAAGACAGAACGCCGGGCGCGAUGGCUCGUGCAAUCACCGUACAUGCAGAUACCAAAAAAGUUAUGUAUUUUGCUUAAAGUGAAAGUAUUUUUUACCAUAUGAGCGGUAUAUUAGCUAUUUUUAUUUUCUUUUACAAAAUUUUGCGUUUUAAUGCAGUUGAUACAUUAUUUCCAUAAAUUAAAUAUGCAAAAAAGAUUUUCAAACUACUGUUCAGUAGCAUGGAUACUGAAAGCAUCCCGAAGAAGCAACCACGAGUUUCAAACCAUUAAUAGAAUAGCGGUCGGUCGCAAAUGUCGCUCCAGUUUAGAUUAUUGAACUUUUGUUUUAUUAUUGUGCAUACGUUGCUUAAACAAUUGCAUCUUUCAAGCACAUCUAGCAAUUACUUAAAUGCAAUUAAAUGUCAGGAUUCAGCAGCAUUAAUUGUGCAACUCUAAAGGCAAAUUGUCGUAGGUAGGUAGCAGCUGAGGUAGGGGAAGAAGAGGCAACCCUCAAAAAACGAAUUACUAACUCGAGCAAUAGCAAUGCAAAAACAAAGCUUCUCGUGGGUUCUAGAUUUAAGAAAUAAUUUUAUUGCCGCAAAUUAUCCGAUCAUCGUGUUACUAUUAUUAAUAUUAUUAUUAUGUAUAAUUGCAACAUAUAUUUACACCUAUUUAUAUAGGCGAAAACACCAAUUGUAACAACAACUCAACAAGGUUUCUUUACAAAUUAUUGAUUAACGUUUAGUUUUGCUCAAUGACGUACAUUUGAUAGGUUUCGAAAUGGCUUUAAACCCCUCCAAAAAGGAAACGAAAGUUCAUGAACUCUUCGGGAAAAUUUCAUAUAUCUUCCAAUUUAGUUUUAACACUGUGUAUAUUCUAUCUCUGAAAUUGUACAUUAGAGUUCGUACACGCCUUAGAUCUUAGCUUUUAAGUCAAGAGGCUUUUCGAUGGAGAAAAAAACACCACCCACAACACUCACAAGCUAUUAUAACAAACUGUUCGAAAAACACAAACAUAACAAAGUCAUCAUAAUGUAAGCUUAAUAAGACAUGAGCUACGAAGAAAACAAGGGAAAAUAAUUUUACUGUAAACAGUUAACAACACUCACAUACAGACACAACACAUAUUUCAACACUUUCUACCAAUACUUAGCGUUUUUUUAUUUCAUUAGUUUGCGUUUGUUAUAGUUAACUAGUUUCUACGAAUAGGAAUGAAUCAAAACACGAUGAGUGCGGAAUUAAUUGUGAAGAAAGUUUAGAAUACAAACAAGGAUUGUGAUAUUUUUUUUCCAGUAGUACUA
Molecule: messenger RNA, 4852 nt
Organism: Armigeres subalbatus
Lineage: Eukaryota; Metazoa; Arthropoda; Insecta; Diptera; Culicidae
Gene: AGO1
Product: protein argonaute-2
Exons: 14
Coding region: 742-3651 (969 amino acids)
Biological process (GO): regulatory ncRNA-mediated post-transcriptional gene silencing
Molecular function (GO): miRNA binding; protein binding; RNA endonuclease activity
Source: RefSeq, a predicted model, not a curated record